Messenger RNA from Dufourea novaeangliae, 2119 nucleotides. RefSeq names its product cilia- and flagella-associated protein 52. The annotation marks the transcript as partial. Gene Ontology annotation, biological process: cilium assembly. The transcript has 10 exons. Gene Ontology annotation, molecular function: protein binding. NCBI's taxonomy places the organism in Eukaryota, Metazoa, Arthropoda, Insecta, Hymenoptera, Halictidae. The record is from RefSeq and is a predicted model, not a curated record.
UCUAUUGUGAACAUGAAACAACUCGAAAUAUUCGGAGUAAUAGCAUUUGACGGUAUCAUAAGAAAUGGAUUGCGUUUACAUCCGGAUGGAGAACAUCUUGUAUACCCGAUGGGCAACAAAGUUACUAUGAAAAAUAUAGAAACUACUGAACAGACAUUCCUUGCAGGUCAUACAAAUUUAGUUUCCGCUUUGUGUAUCUCACCUUGUGGAAAUUUUAUAGCUUCAGGUCAAGUAGCCCACCAUGGUUUCAAGGCAAUGGUUAUAAUAUGGGAUUACGAGAAACGUAAGCUAAAAGCUAGUUACGAUAUGCACAAAGUAAGAGUCGAGGAUGUGUGCUUUACGCGAGACGAACGAUAUCUGAUUAGUCUUGGAGGCAGAGACGACGGUUACAUCGUAGUGUGGGACAUUCAAAAUGGAAAUCCACUUUGUGGUAGUUUCGCUGGUAAAGAAAUGUCGGGAACUGCUUUCACGAUUGCACGCACGAAUGUUCAUAACGCAAGUUUCAUCAGUGCCGGUGAAGGAACCUUCAGGGUUUGGCUUGUGAAUCCGAAAGAACGAAAACUCCAAGGGAUCGAUGUUAAGAUCGGAAAGAUCAGACGUGACAUUAACUGUAUUGCUGUUGACGAGAAAGACGAAUAUAUCUAUUGUGGAACAACGUCUGGCGAUAUCAUUAAAGCAAGGUUAAAUGCGACGGAAUUACACCUGUGUCCAAUUAUGACUGGAUGUUACUCAAAAGUACCGCGUGCAACGAAAACAAAAAGGACACGCGAAGAGGGAGCGGUACACGUAUACGCAGGUGGCGUGAAGAAUUUGUUGCUUUUGCGAAAGGAGAAAAUAAUAGUGGGUGCUGGAGACGGAACGAUCGAAUUAAUCGAACUAAUAACAACGGAUGCUACACCCGUGAGAAACGGAUCGAGGAAAUUACUAGUUCUACCAUGUAUAAUAACGCAUCGAACAGGAAACGUGUGCGGCACCGUGACAUCCAUGAUCAAGUACAAAGAUGAUUUUAUAUUGGUGGGAACAUCCCAGUGCGAGAUCUAUGAAAUCCAAGUGUCGAGCUUUCGUACGCGUUUGCUCCUCACUUGUCACACCAGUUCCAUAUACGAUCUUGCUUUCCCACGGAACCGUUCAGAGAUAUUUGCAACAACUAGUAAACACGAUAUUCGAGUAUGGAAACUGAAAACGCAAAAGGAACUGCUUCGAAUCACCGUUCCAAAUUUCAUUUGUUCAAGCCUCUGUUUCGAUCGGAACAGUGGUACUAUAAUAUCUGCUUGGGACGACGGAGCGAUACGAGGAUUUGCUUUGAACGGCGGUAAUCUUCUAUUUGUCAUCGAUCGAGCGCACACAAGAUCCGUGUCUGCGAUUACAAUUACGAACGACGAUUGCAGACUCAUUAGCGGUGGCUGCGAUGGUCAGGUGCGUGUAUGGAAUGCAAAAUCCGAAAUGCGACAAUUGUUACACGUUUUGAAAGAGCACAGAGGUCCGAUCACAUCGUUGCACGUUUCGUCCGAUGAUAAAAAUCUAAUUAGUUCCAGUACAGAUGGUACAUGCAUAAUAUGGGACACGAGGAAUUUUACAAGAAAAUUCGCGUUGCGGGCAAGUACGAUGUUCAUGGCAACGUGCUUCCUCCCUAGCGGUGUCCAAGCUUUAACGUGCGGUACGGAUCGUAAGAUAGCUUACUGGGAGACAUUGGAUGGUUCGCUGGUGCGGGAAGUAGAAGGUUCUACGACUGCCACGCUAAAUGCUAUAACUGUGAAUUACGACGGACAACAUUUUCUCACCGGAUCCGAUGAUUUUAUUGUGAAACUCUGGGAAUAUCGUACCGCAAAUAUUGUUGCAGUUGGUCUCGCUCAUGCAGCCCCUGUUACUGGCUGCGUUUUUUCGCCGAAUGGUCAAUUUAUAAUCACGGUAAGCGCAGACGGUGCGAUAAUUCUGUGGAAACGGCCGUAUGAAAUGUCAAGCGCGACAAACGAUAACAGAUUUGAAAUGCCGACUACGAUUUGUACAUUGCGUGGGUAAGAUGCGGAAGGACAAAACUAAUGUCAUAAUCGCGCUGUAUGGUAAAACUGUAAAUCAUGAUGAUAUUCGCGAGAAUUUCAAUGCAAAUAUGCAAAUAUAC